AAUGGGAAGCACGCGAGACGGUGGCAAAGCGAGUUACGGUCUACAGUGAAAUCCGCGGCUGCUACCAUGCUCUCCAGGUCUCUCUCGUGUCUGUGGAUUACAUUUUGCCUUCAUUUAUGCUGUUUUGUAGACAGCGGGGAAGCACAGAAUGCGAAGGAAGUGAUUCUGCUGGACUCCAAGGCACAGCAGACAGAACUGGAGUGGAUCUCCUAUCCUCCCAAUGGGUGGGAAGAGAUCAGCGGCUUGGACGAGAACUACACACCCAUUCGCACAUACCAGGUUUGCCAAGUCAUGGAGCCCAAUCAGAACAACUGGCUUCGGACUAACUGGAUAGAGAAGGGCAAUGCCCAGAGAAUUUUUGUGGAGCUGAAGUUCACUCUGAGGGAUUGUAACAGCCUACCCGGAGUGGUGGGCACGUGCAAGGAGACGUUCAACCUGUACUACCAGGAGACGGACUCAGAGGUGGGCAGGAGCUUACGGGAGAACCAGUAUGUUAAGAUUGACACGAUAGCGGCGGACGAGAGCUUCACUCAGGGCGACCUGGGUGAGAGGAAGAUGAAGCUGAAUACAGAAGUGCGCAUAAUUGGCCCCCUGUCCAGGCGGGGCUUCUACCUGGCCUUCCAGGAUGUCGGGGCGUGCAUCGCCCUGGUCUCUGUCAAAGUGUAUUACAAAAAGUGCUGGUCCAUCAUCGAGAACCUGGCCACGUUCCCAGACACCGUGACGGGGUCGGAGUUCUCCUCGCUGGUGGAGGUCGAGGGCAUGUGCGUGAGCGACGCCGAGGAGGAGGCCGACAACUCCCCCAAGAUGCACUGCAGCGCCGAAGGGGAGUGGCUGGUGCCUAUUGGGAAAUGUAUAUGCAGAGCUGGAUUCCAUCAGAAGGGAGACGCGUGUGAACCGUGCGGUCGGGGUUUCUACAAGUCUUCUUCCCAGGACCUUCAGUGCUCUCGUUGUCCGGCACACAGCUUCAACGACCGCGAGGGCUCGUGGCGCUGCGACUGCGAGGACGGCUACUACCGAGCACUCUCUGACCCUCCGUCUGUGGCCUGCACGAGACCUCCCUCAGCGCCACAGAACCUGGUCUACAACAUCAACCAGACCACCGUCAGCCUGGAGUGGGGCCCGCCGGCCGACACUGGCGGCCGCAACGACGUCACAUACAGGGUUAUCUGCCGGCGCUGCAGCUGGGAGCCCGAGGAGUGUGUUCCGUGUGGGCCUAACGUGGGAUUCUCCCCAGCUCAGUCGGGAUUAGUGGACACUUAUCUGAGCAUCGUGGACCUGCUCGCCCACGCUAACUACACUUUCGAGGUGGAGGCCGUGAACGGGGUGUCGGACCUGAGCCGCACGCAGAGGCUGUUUGCGGCAGUUAGCAUCGCCACCGGACAAGCAGCUCCGUCCCAGGUCAGCGAGGUCAUCAAGGAGAAGGUGCAGCAGCGCAGCAUCCAGCUCUCCUGGCAGGAGCCGCACCAGCCCAACGGAGUCAUCACUGAGUACGAGAUCAAGUACUACGAGAAAGAUCAGAAGGACCGGAUCUAUUCCACGGUGAGGUCAAAGUCCACGUCAGCCACGGUGAACAACCUGAAGCCCAGCACGGCCUACGUGUUCCAGAUCAGGGCCUUCACAGAGGCCGGGUACGGCACCUUCGGGCCCAGACUGGAGAUAACCACCAAGGAGGAGACCACAGCUGCCAUCGUGUCCAGCGAGCAGAACCCGGUCAUCAUCAUCGCAGUGGUGGCCGUGGCGGGGACCAUCAUCCUGGUGUUCAUGGUGUUCGGCUUCAUCAUCGGGAGAAGACACUGCGGGUACAGCAAAGCCGAUCAGGAGGGAGACGAGGAGCUCUACUUUCAGUUUAAAUUUCCAGGCACCAAAACCUACAUCGACCCCGAAACCUACGAGGACCCCAACAGAGCCGUCCAUCAGUUUGCCAAGGAGCUGGACGCCUCGUGCAUUAAAAUCGAGCGGGUUAUCGGAGCAGGAGAGUUUGGGGAGGUGUGCAGCGGGCGGCUCAAGCUGCCUGGAAAGCGCGACGUGUCGGUCGCCAUCAAGACGUUGAAGGUGGGCUACACGGAGAAGCAGAGGCGGGACUUCCUGUGCGAGGCCAGCAUCAUGGGACAGUUCGACCAUCCUAACGUGGUUCACCUGGAGGGAGUCGUGACGAGAGGAAAGCCAGUGAUGAUCGUCAUCGAGUACAUGGAGAACGGCUCAUUAGACGCUUUCCUCAGGAAACACGACGGUCAGUUCACAGUCAUCCAGCUGGUGGGCAUGCUGCGGGGCAUCGCGGCGGGGAUGAGAUAUCUCUCCGAUAUGGGAUACGUCCAUCGAGAUCUGGCUGCACGGAACAUCCUUGUCAACAGCAAUCUCGUAUGUAAAGUGUCUGACUUCGGCCUGUCAAGGGUGAUAGACGACGAUCCUGAGGCUGUCUACACAACAACUGGGAAGAUGAAGGAUAUAAUGAAUGUGAUCUUUACUCCAGCCACUGACCUGCGUUUUACUGAACAGGGGGGCAAGAUACCGGUCAGGUGGACGUCGCCAGAAGCCAUCCAGUACCGUAAAUUCACCUCUGCAAGCGACGUGUGGAGCUACGGCAUCGUCAUGUGGGAGGUCAUGUCCUACGGGGAGCGGCCUUACUGGGACAUGUCCAAUCAAGAUGUCAUAAAGGCGAUAGAGGAGGGCUACCGUCUCCCCGCCCCGAUGGACUGUCCUCCAGGACUGCAUCAGCUCAUGCUCGACUGCUGGCAGAAAGACCGAGCCGAGCGGCCCAAAUUCGAUCAGAUAGUGGGCAUCCUCGAUAAGAUGAUCCGCAACCCCAACACUCUGAAAACCCCGGUGGGAACAUGUACGAGACCAAUUAGUCCGCUGUUAGAUCAGAGCACACCAGACUUCACCGCUUUCCGCUCAGUGGGAGAGUGGCUGGAAGCCAUCAAGAUGGAGCGAUACAGAGACAACUUCACAGCAGCUGGCUACAGCUCCCUGGAAUCUGUGGCCAGGAUGUCAAUCGAGGACGUGAUGAGCUUGGGGAUCACGCUGGUGGGCCAUCAGAAGAAGAUCAUGAGCAGCAUACAGACUAUGAGAGCCCAGAUGCUGCAUCUCCACGGGACGGGUGUCCAGGUGUGACGGACUGCCACGCGCCACACAUGACGGGGGCUUAAAAGCAAGAAGCAGAAACUUUCAAAACCUGGAGCAGUGCCUGGGACGUAAAACCUGGGAUAAUCGUCGAAGUUAAAAACGGACAUCUGUCGUGUCUGACUCCUCCGGCCUUGUCUGGAGUGAAAUCAUUCCUUUGUUCCUCAGUGAAAGAUUGUGAGCUUCCUCUGCAAAAGGGCACUAAAGGAGGAGAGGAGAAGGGGGGAAAAAACGGCAACAAAAAAAAAGAAACUACCUGGAUGAGAAGACUUCCUGUUUGGUUUCUUUUUUUUUUUUUUCUCAUGUGCGCUUAUGAACUCGACCACAUAUCAAGAGGCGCACAUUAUGAGUUUGAUGCUUACCUGUCUUUAACUCAACGAAUGACUUGAGUGCACACCAUGGCUUUGGAUUUCCUUUUACAUGAACAAAAAGACGUCUAGCCGUGGUUUCACUUCUUUUUUUUUUCUCCAAUUUGUUAGUUUUGUGAGUUGUUUUUUUUUUUAAAUCUCUUCUCUUUGGACUUGACAACAGGGUAAACUCUUUUAUCCAAACGCAGAGGAACUUUACGGUGCAGAUUCAAAAGGUACUUUUUUUGUGUGUGCACAUGCUGGACUGUUUGCAGUGACUUGUGUUUUCCCUACAUGUGCUGUUGAAGUGACAAUGGUGACCUCACGUGCUCGUUUAAAGCCGACGAAAGUGGGUUUUUUUCUUUCCUUUUUUAAUAAUGAAAUGUCUGAAGAGUGCAACACUGAGGAGACACAGGAGUGCAAAUUGUUCUUCGAAUUACCAGACUUUUUCUAUAAGAGUAGCAAUAUCCUUUGUGUUGUGUUCACUACAGGAGACGCAGAGCGGGAAUGUCGACGCACUGUUGACAGAUUGUACUGAAAGCGAAGCUACCGCAAAUUGUUUUUUGCCAUCAUUUUGCCUAAAAUGUUGCACACGGUGUAUAUUUUGGUGCAUUAUUCAGCUGCAAAUACAAUUUUUUGUAAAGGGUGGAUCCUGGAAGAGUUUAGACGUUAUACUGCCUUAAAUGUGUUAGAUUAAGUAUUGCCUCUAUUCUAGGCACUUCUAUGGCAAUGCUUUCUUCUGUGGUUCAUUUCAACGGGGGCGGACCAGCUCCCUGUUCUAUCUUGUAGUGCGAUGUCUUUUUAUUCUGGAACUUGAACUGGUGUGAUCCGAUGCACGGAUAUAUAUACGGUUUCAAAUGCCACGAGUGACACAGUCGGAGAAGGAGAGGUGGACUUAUCAGAGCAAUAAUUACCAGGUAGAAAUGGCCCCUCACCUGAGGUUUUUAAAGGUGCUAGGUUCUAUCGCAUGUGUGUGCUGUACUGAGAGGAAAUCUUCGGAAAGAUUCAGUCACCGCUUGAAAACAGGAGAGUAAAAAGGAAAUGUAUCUCUUUGACCUUAAGAAAAAAAAAAAAAAAGGGGAUUUGGGAAGUGCUCAGAAAACUGCCGUGCAAAGUCAUCAAAUGAAAUAAUGGUGUUGUGUUUUUUGCCGCUAUGAUAUGCUAAACGUUUGAUGGGAAUCUAACACGGCGUGGAAGUGUUUAAUAAGAGUGGCUGCAGAGAUGAAAGAGGCACCGUUCCAAACACUAUAAAAGGUGCCAAUUAGCCAUGCUGACAUCAUCUUCUGACAUUUGUGCGCCGCCCCAAGAAAAAUCAGAGAGCCCCCUUCAGGGUUCGGGGGUCUUGAAAAUGCAGGACCAAACGACAGAGCCCGAGUCAGACAUGCUGUUAAAUCCCAGCGUCACCGGGCUUUUGCAGGCAGGCCGCGCUUGCUCGCCUUGUUUAUUCAUGUGACUCCGCCGCUCAUCCCUCACAGGCGUAGAUGUGACUGAACAUGCAUUAAAGUGUCUCUUAAGAUUGCUCCUCUUUUUCUUCCAUACGGCUUUGUAUGGAGAACUGAGAUGAGAGGGGCUUUGCAGAUGAUGUGCUAAAAGCCAAUCAACCUAUUCGGUGCCAUCUGUCUCUCCAACUCAAAUACAAGAAGGAGAAGAAGAAAAAAGACAGAGAAAGUUUCCACGUUGAAUAGAGCAUAAUUCACUGAUAAGAGAAUGCCGUUAUUCAUCUGUCAUAGAAAGACGAGUGCUGCUCACAAAAGAAAAACCAUUAUAAUCUGUUCUGCUGCUAAAACAUGGGUAAUAAUCUCGUUCAAAGUCAUUUCUUUCAACUUUCCUCAUCUCAGAUGCACAAGAAAUCAUAACCACCUACAAGCAGUGACACCAUUAGUAGCUCCCUUCACUCUACCUAUAGUCGCUGCAUCUCUCCAUUAUGACCCUGUGUCCACUCUACGCCUGUGUAGACAAGAUUCAAUGAGGAAGAUGUACAGUCUGUCUGGAGUCUAUUGAGUAAAGCCUGUCCUCUCUGAAAGCGUUGCCUCAGCCCUGAUGCAUUUGGACAGUAGCACGGCUGCAUAGACCGAUAUGUUCCACAGCACAUAUUACUUUUUGGACAUGUGGAUAAAGAGAGUAAUAUUUGGGACCAGUGUGGUUUCACCCAAAACCAUUUCCUGACACCCUCCAUUACAUUGUGGUGGCACAUAAUGUGUUCAGAUGAUGUUUGGGCACUAUGCUGAACACAAACACUGGGAAAUCAAAGUCAAUCCCAAAUCCUCCCUAGAUGAAGUCAAUUCAGGGUGCGGCCCCAUGCUAAAAAAAAAGAGACUAGUCUUCAUGCACUUAGCAUAAAAUUGUAUCCAUAUCAUGAAGUGUGAAUAUGAUCUCACUGCCUUCAGUAAUCAUUUUCACUGAUGUGGCAAUCUUUUUUAUAAAAAGUCACCAACCUACUUUUGUGGCCUAAACAUAAUCGAGUAGUUUUCAUCACACAUUAAAAGUUAAGCUAGUCUUGUUGUCACAAACUUAAUGACGUGUACUGUACAUAGACUCACAACACAACCUUUUGAUCUUAACCGAGCCAAGUAUUUUAGGUGUCAGAAUCCGAGGCCAUUUUCCGUAAAGCACGUAAUGAUACCACUACUUACUCGUACCCAAACCACCAUCUUCUUUUUGUUAAUGUCACCAUUUAGUUUUAGUGCCUGAAUGCAAACAAAUAGAUUUUCAUUACACGUUACAUAAGCCGUUCUCACAUGUGCAUAGAGUGCCUGUCGGACAUCAGGGGGGGCGGGGUCACCUGAGACGAGACAUGAUGUACGUCGAACAGAAGAACAGCGCAAAUAGAAAACUUCAUGCAGCAGUUUAAUUUUGUUCUCCUGAUUAUAUCUUGCUGCGUUCUCACAUCAGCUCACUCGGACGUGGUAGAGAAAUUCAGCUGUCGGUGUUCACACAUGUAGAUCACACCAGAAACUUGGGAGUUGCUGUGCAAGUGUGAAAGCAGCUAGAGCACUCAAAGUAACAUAAUGUACCGUAUAUGAAACUAAACUGACUUAAGGACUCAUUUAAACACAAACCACAAUCUUUAGUUUUCUACACUUAACUGAUUCUCAUGUAAUGUAAACCUUUUUAUAAAGAUGUGUGACCUCACCAGACGUUGACCACAUUCUAAACACUUCCCCCAUGUGCAUUGGGAGUUUGCAUUGACUUUGUUUCUCAGGUGUUGGGAGCUAGUUUUGACACGUUACAUGCCACCCGUCCCUGAGAUUACUGAAGACAAAUGAACUGAAAAAAGGUCAUUAAGAUGCAUGUCUUUGUAGACGCGUACAGUGCUGCAGGUUUAUCCAGCUUAGUGUGGCUGUGGAUCCAUUUACACUGUGGGACUCACCUUUGUGAGGAGACACCAGGAAUUAGCCCUGAUCGGCUUUGAGCCCCCCGUGUCACACACACCCCUCCCUUUAUCCAUACAGCAGAGCUCAGCAGUUGGGCCUUGGCCAGACCUUUGAAUUGAAUACAGGCAUAAAAGUCAUUCAGUCAGCACAAACCCCCCCCCCCCCCCCCCCCCCGUUCACAGGCAGCACUCUCCCUCACCCUCACUCCCUGCUCUGAUUUUAAAACUGGUCCUCUGGAGGCCCCUCACACGCUGGGGCAGAAAGCUCCGUCCCAAUUUUUUUUUUCUGCGCUGGACGAACAGCGGUUUGAGCCAAAUUGAGAUUAAGGCCAGGAUACAAUCGAUUUCCAUGUCCAAAUCACCUCUAACCUUCAGCAACAACAAAAAAAAAAGUCACUUUACUGUCUGUCUCAUCCACAUCUUAAACUUCAGGUUGCUCAACUCUGGAAAUUAAACUUUUUGUUGUGACUAUUUCAGCAAAAACACAAAAAGAAGAAAAAAUGUAAAGAAAAAGAAGAAAAAAAAGACACAAAAAAACAGAAGCGUGCAGGAUGUAGAGGUUCAGUUGGAAUCAGGAUUAGCAGAUAGAGUAUGAAGUUAUUUUUCAAAUCUUGUGGUUCAGCAGUUGGAAAUUAGCGUCACCGCUUUGGGCGAGGUGGUGGAUAAUUCCAAAGAGUGCAGCACCGUUGAUUGUGUCCGAAGGAGCCGAGAUUUGAGGGAAUCUUUGUAUAUGUUCUAAUUGUAAAACUUGUACAUUUUAUUUAUAUUGUUUUUUACACAUAUUACUCAGUAGAGAGCUCUGAAUACAUUGAAAAUGCACUAUAUUUUUCUAUCUCGCAGAGGAAUUAUUGUCACCCACAAGAUUUCAGUUGUACAUAAUGUUUUCAUUUAGGACCAAAGACAGCUGAUAGGAUUUCCAUCUUUACUCUGACCUUGUUUUGAUUUUUGCCUUUUAGUUCGUUGUACAGUGAUUCAAAUUGUCAAUUUAUUAUUUAUUUUUCUGUGAUGAAAGUAUUGAGAUUCACUGGUAUUUUCCCCAACAACAGAACUGUAAGAUCAUUUAAUUAGACGAUUUCUUGUUACAUAGACAAUUCUUUUUGCUUUGUAACCUUUGUAAUAGACUGUACAUAUAUUUUUGGAAAUAUAAUACAAUCUCUAUAGAAGU
This is a messenger RNA of Labrus bergylta (ballan wrasse), 8005 nucleotides long. RefSeq names its product eph receptor A7 (gene epha7). Gene Ontology annotation, molecular function: transmembrane-ephrin receptor activity; ATP binding; protein binding. Gene Ontology annotation, biological process: axon guidance; protein phosphorylation; ephrin receptor signaling pathway. Lineage: Eukaryota; Metazoa; Chordata; Actinopteri; Labriformes; Labridae. The record is from RefSeq and is a predicted model, not a curated record. Gene Ontology annotation, cellular component: plasma membrane; dendrite.